AUGAUUCGAAAAGCAGCACCCAAGUUUCCAGGACUUGAUGGAAUACCACGCUGGAAAAAUCAAAGCAAGGACAUCACGACAAUAUGGUGGAAGGUGAUUGUUGUGCGCACAGUCCUCACGACCUUGACUCGAGAAGGCGUCGUCAUGGCAUACGUGCUUUUCCCUCCGCUGGGUAGCCAGAUGCCCCCCGAGGCCUUUCGUUGUGAUCGCGUCAGACGUCUCAUUCAAGACAACAUUUUUAUGCAUGAUGGGACACUGACCAUCCAUGCGAAGUUCCAAAACCCCUUCAUCCUCUACCUCGUCGGGAAACUGAUCUGGAAUACGCGCUUCCGACUAGACAAAUUAUUCACGAUGCCGCACAAACAGCUGCACUAUGCGAUGGGAUUAGCUGGCACCAUCACAAAAUGUGCACUGUUGGAACAGGGACAUGAGACGCUCAGUGCCACACCUAGGUUAUUUCCAGGGGCAAACUCCACUGUAUUUGAGGCUAUCUGCGCAGACAUGGAUAGCCUCAGCGACGAGGAGAAAGCUGACUUGAACCAAUGGAAGGAUCACAUAGUCGUUUGUGGGGUCUCUCAGCAGCGUGUUAGAGUUGAGCUGUCAGAUUUCGACCUACUAGUAGACCCAGACUUGGACGCAGACUCGGAUAUCGCCGAUGACAUAUAA
Suillus subalutaceus is the source of this 666-nucleotide messenger RNA. RefSeq lists its product as uncharacterized. The transcript is spliced from 3 exons. NCBI's taxonomy places the organism in Eukaryota, Fungi, Basidiomycota, Agaricomycetes, Boletales, Suillaceae. The coding region runs from base 1 to 666 and encodes 221 amino acids. The record is from RefSeq and is a predicted model, not a curated record.